Molecule: messenger RNA, 840 nt
Organism: Diversispora eburnea
Lineage: Eukaryota; Fungi; Glomeromycota; Glomeromycetes; Diversisporales; Diversisporaceae
Source: the annotation of a GenBank genome assembly
AUGUCUCUUGUAGAUCUUGAUGUUGGAGUGGCAAGACUUAAAGGAAAUAGAGAAUCUCAAAUGGAUAGAUUUAAUGUUAGCAAUCAUUAUUUCCAAGAGAAGGGAUAUUCACUCUUUAUAAUUUUUGAUGGACACGGUGACGAAAGAUUUUCAAAGCACGCAAGUGAAAAUUUAGCAAAUUUAAUAGUAAAUGAUAACGAGUUUAAAGCUGGAAAUUAUGAACGAUCACUUAUUAGUGCGUUUGAAUUUGAAGAUUACAAGUUGACACAAACUUUAGGAAAAGAAAUAUCUGGUGGAACUACUGCUACUGCUUCAUUAUUUUUUCGGAACAAAAAUGUUUGUUAUGUUGCUAAUGUUGGUGAUAGCACUGCAGUUCUCGGCAGUAUUCCUGGUGGAAAAUUUGAACCUAAAGCUAUUCCUGUAAGUCGUGAUGAUAAAAUGAGUGAUUUAGAAGAAUUUGAUAGACUUUCCGGAGCUAAUGCUAUAGUGCGUAAAGGAAGAUUGAUUCGUCCCGGUCAUUCGGUUAACAUGACACGAGCUCUUGGUGAUUUCGAUUUUAAAGCUCCAAAAGUCCCAUCUGGAGAAGAUUGGAUUUCUCCUAUCCCUCAUAUAAAUAAAAUUGAAUUAAAUCCUCGUGAAGAUGAAUUUAUGAUUUUGGCUUCAGACGGUUUAUGGAAUGUUUUCGAUGAACAAACCAUAGUAAAUGAAGUUACUCUUUGUCUUGAUCGAGGUUAUGAUGUUCAUCAAAUUGCCUCAGCAUUAGCUGAAGCUUCUGUAAAAAGAGGAAAUCCAAUCAGUGAUAACGUUACUAUUAUUUUAAUUUAUUUUGUUUGGGAAUAA